Messenger RNA from Physella acuta, 2292 nucleotides. RefSeq names its product delta-aminolevulinic acid dehydratase-like. Gene Ontology annotation, biological process: heme biosynthetic process. The record is from RefSeq and is a predicted model, not a curated record. Gene Ontology annotation, molecular function: porphobilinogen synthase activity; zinc ion binding. NCBI's taxonomy places the organism in Eukaryota, Metazoa, Mollusca, Gastropoda, Physidae. Gene Ontology annotation, cellular component: cytosol.
CAAGGGGACGUAACCGUCGCGUAAAAACGAAAGUACAAUAAUUGUAACUUGUGUUUGUGAUGACCCAGGAUUUUCCUUGCCAGUAGUGCGAAAACAAGAGUCAUGGCGAGUCACGCAAUUUUACACAGUGGAUAUCAUCACCCUACACUGAGGGCCUGGCAGUCCCAGGGUACUACGAUAUGUCCUGACAACUUAAUGUACCCGUUGUUCAUAGUAGACGACCCUGAUGCAGUCCAAGACAUCAAAAGCAUGCCAGACCAGCACCGUUAUGGCGUCAACAGGCUGAGGGAGGCUGUGGGGCCGCUGGUUGAGAAAGGUCUGAAGGCCGUGCUGUUGUUUGGUGUACCGGAGAACUUGGAGAAGGAUGAAAAAGGUUCCGCAGCCGACGCCCCUGACACACCUGUUAUCCUGGCCAUCAAGGCACUGAGACAAGAUUUCCCCUCCCUCCUCAUUGCUUGUGACGUGUGUCUGUGUCCCUACACCUCUCAUGGACAUUGUGGCUACCUUAGACCAGAUGGGACCAUUGACAAUGAGCCAAGUAUAGAAAGGCUGGCUGAAAUAGCUGUAGCUUAUGCUAAAGCAGGAUGUCACAUCAUUGCCCCCUCUGAUAUGAUGGAUGGAAGGAUUGGGGCCAUAAAAAAAGCUUUGUUCAACUCUGGCAUCGGCCACAAGGUGUCUGUCAUGAGCUACAGCGCUAAAUUUGCUUCAAGUUUUUAUGGUCCUUUUAGGGAUGCAGCUAAAAGUGCCCCCAGUUUUGGUGACAGGAAAUGCUAUCAGCUGCCCCACGGUUCCAUUGGUCUGGCAGAGAGAGCUGCGGACAGAGAUGUAGCAGAAGGGGCAGAUUUUUUGAUGGUCAAACCUGGCCUGGCAUACCUGGAUGUUGUCAGACUUCUGAAGCAGAAGUACCCCACCCACCCCAUGGCCAUCUACCACGUGUCUGGGGAAUACGCCAUGUUGUACCACGCUGCCAAAGCUGGAGCAUUUGAUCUGAGGGCAGCAGUCAUGGAGACUCUGCAGUGUAUGAGGAGAGCUGGUGUGGAUAUUCUGAUCACUUACUUCACCCCCCAUGUUUUGGAAUGGUUGAGGAACGACACACUAGCUGCAGUAUCCAAGUCUUCUUAAAGUCUGGUUUAAAGAGUACAUUAGGAUGUGUUCAAAACUUAUUAAAGUUUGGUUUAGAGAGUACAUUAGGAUGUGUUCAAAACUUAUUAAAGUUUGGUUUAGAGAGUACAUUAGGAUGUGUUCAAAACUUAUUAAAGUUUGGUUUAGAGAGUACAUUAGGAUGUGUUCAAAACUUAAUAAAGUCUGGUUUAGAGAGUACAGUAGGAUGUGUUUAAAACUUAUUAAAGUCUGGUUUAGAGAGUACAGUAGGAUGUGUUUAAAACUUAUUAAAAUCUGGUUUAGAGAGUACAGUAGGAUGUGUUUAAAACUUAUUAAAGUCUGGUUUAGAGAGUACAGUAGGAUGUGUUCAAAACUUAAUAAAGUCUGGUUUAGAGAGUACAGUAAGAUGUGUUUAAAACUUAUUAAAGUCUGGUUUAGAGAGUACAGUAGGAUGUGUUUAAAACUUAUUAAAGUCUGGUUUAGAGAGUACAGUAGGAUGUGUUUAAAACUUAAUAAAGUCUGGUUUAGAGAGUACAGUAAGAUGUGUUUAAAACUUAUUAAAGUCUGGUUUAGAGAGUAUGAUGUGUUCAAAAUUUAGGUUUGAGAGUAGGUCAUGUGCAGUAAACAGCAGAUCUUGUUCAUAACUUUGCGAUGGAGGGAAGGUUUUGCUUAGAACGAUAUGAGAACUACAACCUAGCUGUUUUGUUAAACUCUAAAAAGGUUCUAAUUAAAUUUUAGUGUAAUUGUCAGCAAUCGAUGUCUGUGUUCAUUUAUGUGUCUGAGCCCUCAGAUUUAUCUUUGAUCUUCUCCUUGUGUGUGGAGGUAGUCUGAUUUUAGCUCGAGUUUAAGGAGAGAUAUACAAUAUUUAUGUUUGUUGAUGAAUCAAAAUAUAUAAUCUUAACAUGACCAUAUUUUAAUGAAUCAAAACAUAGCCAUGUUUAUACAAGAGUUUGUUGGUGCUGUUUUCAAAUAUUUGUUGCUGAUGUAGUCAGAUAUUUAUUAGUGAUGUUGUCAGGUGUUUUGUUACUGAGACUGUCAAAGUGGUCAUUUUAAAAAAAAUUACUGUUAGUAACACAAAGAUAAAGAAAAACAUUUUUGUCAAUUUAUUUCAUGAAAGACCUUAACAUUAAAAUGUAAAUAUUUUAGCCAUUUAUAAUCAACAAAAACAAUUGUUUAAAAAAUGUACUAGAU